Pisolithus orientalis is the source of this 1092-nucleotide messenger RNA. RefSeq lists its product as uncharacterized. NCBI's taxonomy places the organism in Eukaryota, Fungi, Basidiomycota, Agaricomycetes, Boletales, Pisolithaceae. The record is from RefSeq and is a predicted model, not a curated record. Bases 90 to 752 code for a protein of 220 amino acids. The transcript has 2 exons.
UCUUGCAUGUGUGUUGAAGGACAUCACGACAAUUCCACCCGCAGUUGUGAGGGAUGGCCUAGCUGCGAAGCGUCCCAGUCGCACAAAUCAUGUCCUGGGCCGCCGACCGGAAGACGACGCGUGUAGAAGAUCGGGCGUAUUCGUUGAUGGGGCUGUUUGGAGUGAACAUGCCCAUGCUGUAUGGAGAGGGUGAAAAGGCAUUUCAGAGGUUACAACUGGAAAUCAUCCGCACAUCCAGCAAUCACAGCAUAUUUGCAUGGAAUCCACACAGGCCGCGGGCAGGCAGUGUCCUGGCAGGAUCCAAGCGACUUUCGGGGCUGUGGUGCCAUGGUGAAGGUGGAGCCCGGCGAAUUUGUCGACGGACUAAUGAAGGAGAUCGAAAAGGGCGAACUCGGCAAUCCCUGGCACUUUCUGGGUAUCUCGACCAACCCGAUACACUGGGGCAGAGUUGUAUGGCUGAAGUGGCGUGCCCGUCGCUCAGCCAGUCACUCCGCACAUUCGCUGUCAGUAAUGCGGGGAUCCAAGUGUGCUUGCCCGUCAUCCCCUAUCACAAGACUCCGUCUCAUCUCCGUGCCCUAUUGGCAUGUAGAAUCGAUGGUUUCGGUCUGGCUAUCAUCGAUUUGGUAUUCUCUGGAUCCAGCUUCGACAGGACUAACACUACGGACAUCCCCACGGCGUUUCCAGGGUCCAAAACACUGUAUCUUACUCACAAUCACAUUGGUACAAACUGGACGGAUGGCGUACAGGGCUAGAAGGAUGUUCUGGUAAACGGGUUGCACUGGGCGAUUAUGGUGACUACGACGAUGGUUAUUUCAAACGCACUGGCAAUAUAUUUGAGGAUACACGGACCCUUGGCAAUGACCCCACGAGCUCAGUUUAUUUCCCCGUGGUCUCCUGUGUAGUUGACAUGCGGAGCAGGAAACCGGAUGACGGUAUUAUAGAAUAUGUUGACGAUGGCAGAUGCCUUCAGCUGCGUCAACCAAAGGGCUUGUCACUUCCCACCAACGAAUGUUUGGCCCUGCUACUGAAAGCCUUGUCUAACCGUACUGCAGACAAACAUUUGGUGAUAACAGUCAUACAACGCGCAGACUU